CAUAUCGGCUUACAAAAACCAACAGUGAACGAGCACAUGUACUUCAAUCGAAAAGGCUACCAUAGUAUCAACGCUAUGAUAAUAUGUGAUCACACUUACAAAAUUUUGGCAAUUAACUGUCAAUACGGUGGUGCAGCCCACGACUCAUUUGUUUGGAAACACUCGGACCAGAGAAGAGUUUUGGAAGAACGAUUUCAGCACAACAGGAAUGAAAAUUCAUGGCUUUUAGGGGAUUCUGGCUACCCAUUGGAACCAUGGUGCAUAACUCCUUACAGAAACGCUUCGAAUGAUGCAAGUGAAGCUAUGUUUAAUGAAAUUCAUUCCAAGGCAAGAUGUAUCGUCGAACGAACUAUCGGAAUUUUAAAAGGCCGCUGCAGAAUUUUAGGAUAUGGCAAGAGAGGAAGGUACCAUCCGACAAAAGUGGCAAGGUCGUUAGCAAAUCAGUCAGCAUUACACAACGUCUGCAUAAAAUUUAAAAUAAAUUAUGAUCCUCAGAAUUGCGAUUCUGACCAAACAACGGAUAUCGACACCGGGGUAGCGAACCGCCUCACCGCAAUCGGCCAAACAAUAAGAGAUCAAAUAAAGCACUCUUUAAUAAAUUGA
Molecule: messenger RNA, 603 nt
Organism: Bactrocera latifrons
Lineage: Eukaryota; Metazoa; Arthropoda; Insecta; Diptera; Tephritidae
Product: putative nuclease HARBI1
Exons: 3
Coding region: 37-603 (188 amino acids)
Source: RefSeq, a predicted model, not a curated record